Drosophila subpulchrella is the source of this 16826-nucleotide messenger RNA. RefSeq names its product midasin. The record is from RefSeq and is a predicted model, not a curated record. Bases 90 to 16664 code for a protein of 5524 amino acids. Gene Ontology annotation, molecular function: ATP binding; ATP hydrolysis activity. Gene Ontology annotation, cellular component: preribosome, large subunit precursor; nucleus. The transcript has 13 exons. NCBI's taxonomy places the organism in Eukaryota, Metazoa, Arthropoda, Insecta, Diptera, Drosophilidae. Gene Ontology annotation, biological process: ribosomal large subunit assembly; rRNA processing.
UGCGGGACGUUUUUUCUGCAAUUUAACAGGAUCAAGCUGAAAUAAUAUAGAAUUACUACCUAGAAUACGGUUGAGUGGUUCCUGGCGAGAUGGAGGUGAAUGCCAGCAAGCUGCGGCUCGGCGCCCAGCGAUUGCUGCAACUGACUGCAAAUGAGUCUGAAGACAACGUGUUUGCCCAAAGUUUACAGAAGUUUAUCAAGAAGCAGAAAUACGUUCCCCAAGAUGUGGAGCGACUGUUCCGGACGCUCAGCGAGCAACUGCCUCUGCCCGCUUACACGGUGCCCGUGGCCGUGAGUUUCGAGGAGCAGCUGCUCCUGCUGCUCUCCAUGUCGCUCCGCUGGGAUUCCGUCAGUCAAAGUUUCCGCCAGUAUCAGCUGGAGUGCGCGGCGCUGGCCAAGCUCAUGGAUUUCUCCCUGGAUGCGCAGAGAUUUGCCAAGAGCUAUUUCCAGGACAAGCCAGCUCCCUUUGAGAAAAAUCAGAGCGACGACAGUCUGCCCAGCAAGAAGUUAAAGAAUGGCAGUCCCACCGCCCAUCUGGAGGAACUGGAGCUCAUCACAUGCUGCUAUCAGUUGCUGAAAAGCGACACACCCUAUUUCCGGGAGCUGUGGGAUUGGUCCAGCUUUAUAGCCACCUACACACACAAGUCAUCCAACCCAAAGGUGCAGCUGUACUGCAACCACAUCAUGGCAAUGCUCACAAACAUGAGUGCCACCCAGCUUAACGCCCUGAACGAGCAAAUAUCCACUAAAACACGUCUGGAGUUCGACCACGAAAAGGAACAGGCAUGGACAAUAGCCAGAAGCUCGUUUGGCAGCUAUAAACCAGACGCCUCCGAUCAACUGCUAGGCCUGCCGCUGCAGGAAAUCAAUCAGGCUGUGACGAACAUCGAGGGUGUUCUCCUUCCCACUUUCAACAAGGAGAACCUGGAGUUCUAUGCCAGCAACGAUGGCUGCUAUGAUCGCAUUGUGAAGGUGGAUUCCACUGUGGUUAAUCUACGAAGCAUUGCCCUUGGAGUUGCAGCUGCCAAGCCCAUUUGCCUUUCGGGACCAGUGGGCUGUGGCAAAACCACGCUCAUUGAGUAUCUGGCACGAAAAACUGGACGCGUUUGCCCCAAGCCAAAUGAGAUUGCAAGUAGGGAGAAGGCUUUAAAAGAAGCCGAGGAGGAGGAGAAACUACUUACACCGAAAAAGAAGCCAAAGACGACAGGGAGCAAGCGAAAACUGGAGGAGUUGCCUCUAGAGGAACUGCUAGACUUGGGUGAGACGAGUCAAAAGAAUGGAUUUUUACGUAUACAGCUUGGAGAUCAGACCGAUAGCAAAAUGUUACUGGGCCAGUAUCGCUGCACUGAUGUACCGGGGGAGUUUGUUUGGCUGCCUGGCGUUCUGACGCAGGCUGUCAUGCAUGGCUACUGGUUGUUACUGGAGGAUUUGGAUGCCGCCACCCAAGACACCUACAUAAUUCUGAGUAGCCUUUUGGAGCGUAAAUGCCUAAGUGUUCCCGGCUUCCGUGAUUCCGUGAAAAUAGAGCCUGGUUUUCAGUUGUUUGUCACAGUGCGAACCAACAAAUCAGCCAGCAACUCAAGUCAAAAAUCGCUCUACUCGCUGUUGGACAAGUAUCUUUAUACCAUCAAUAUUCUACCACUUUCCCGGAAUGAACUCUGCAAAGUAGUCAGCAUCAAUUAUCCCAGGUUGGCUACGGUGGCCAAUCGAAUUGUGGAUGUGUUCCUCACCUUCUCCAGUGGCCAUCACACAUCAGCGGAUAACUUGAGGCAGCAGGAAUCGGGCGACAAGGCGGACAACACAGAGCAAUAUGUAGCCCUGCCCUUCGAGCAAGUUUCACUUUCCUCGAGUCCCAAUUCUGGCAGACUGGUGUCCACCCGUGACUUGGUGAAACUGUGCCACCGCUCCAACUCCCAGUUUUCGGUGACCAGUUCGGAAUGUGCGUACUUUGUCUUCCAAAACGCAGUGGAUGUUUUUUGCUCAUAUCUGUCGCAAAGCAAGGAAAAGAUCGCUUUGAUCACAAGCAUCGGCGCCAAGUUGGGCAUCAUCCGUUCUCGUUGCGAGCAUUUCGCAAAUGAAUACAAACCAGAUGUGGAAUUCGGAUUGGAGCACAUAAAAAUCGGAAGAGCUAGCCUUUUGGCCAAAUUGGAGUUGGAAAACGGUGAGAACGAGGACACGUCGGAGCAGGACCUCAAGCGACAAAAGUUAACGCAGCAAACAAGAAGGGCUAUUGGUAGAAUCAGCAGUAACAGAACAACGUUUUCCUUCACUCGUCUCGCCAGCUGCAUCCUGGAGCGGAUCGCCGUGUGUGUCAGCCACUCGGAGCCGGUUCUUUUAGUGGGUGAAACUGGAGUGGGAAAGACUUCUUCAGUGCAAUACCUCGCCGAGCGAACGGAGCACAAACUGGUGGUGGUCAACAUGAACAACCAAUCGGAUGUGUCAGAUUUGGUUGGUGGCUUCAAACCCGUCGAACUGAACUACGUUUUGGCCCCACUGACAAAUGAGUUCGAGUAUCUCGUCAGCGAAACUUUUAAUGAGGAGAAAAACUUGCAGUUCCUGCGCUUGUUUGCCAAUCACUAUAACAGUGGUCGACACGCUGUGAUCAUUCGAACCAUGCUCAAUAUCUGUCUACAGGUGGCCAAGAAUCCGGAACUAAAGCGGAAUAAGCUGCUUCCCCGCUGGCAGACGUUGCGAGAAAAGCUGCAGAAGCUCCAGUUGCAGCUGGACAAGAGCAUCAACAUCUCCUUUGCCUUCAUACCCGGCUCUCUGGUUAACUGCAUUAGCAACGGAGACUGGGUUUUGUUGGAUGAGAUUAACUUGGCGUCGGCGGAAACGCUGGAAUGUCUUUCAACCAUCCUCGAGCCUGAGGGCUCUGUGGUGCUCUUGGAACGCGGUGAUUUUACGCCCGUAAAACGGCAUCCAGACUUUCGCAUCUUCGCCUGUAUGAAUCCCAACACAGAUAUUGGCAAAAAGGAUUUACCCGUGGGCAUACGUAAUCGUUUCACGGAGUUCUUUGUGGAUGAACUCACAACGGAUGCGGAUUUAAGUUUGCUGGUUAGUGAUUAUCUGGCUAAUACUGGCAUCCAGAGGAAGUCCGUGCACAGCAUCGUCCAGUUGUACAAAUCCCUGCGGAAGCUGUCCGAACUGCAGUUGAAUGACGGCCUCGGGAAUCGUCCGGUAUAUUCCCUGCGUACACUUUGCCGUAGCUUGCGCAUUUGCGCGCGGAAUUUGUGCGGCUCCAUUGAGAGGAAUCUAUAUGAAAGCUUCUGCCUGAGUUUUCUCACCCAGUUGGAUCCCGAUUCGCAUCAUGUGGUGCUUCUUCUUAUCCAGAAUGCGUUGCUGUCGAAUGUCAAGGCCAUUUUGAGCAAGCAGUUGCCCCAGUUGGGUGAGAACUACCUAGACUUCGAGGGUUACUGGAUCCAGCCGGGCAACCUGGAACCGCAGCCAUGCACUCACUACAUCCUCACGGAAAGUGUGAAGAAGAACCUCAAGGAUUUGGCCCGAAUCAUCUCGAUUGGCAAGCUACCAAUUUUGCUCCAGGGACCCACCAGUGCGGGUAAAACCAGUUUGAUUGAUUACGUGGCCAGGAGGAGUGGAAAUCGCUGCCUGCGAAUCAACAACCAUGAGCACACGGACCUUCAGGAGUAUAUUGGCACCUAUGCGGCGGAUUUGGAUGGAAAGUUAACCUUCAGGGAGGGUGUUCUUGUGCAAGCCAUGCGCCAUGGCUACUGGAUAAUACUGGACGAGCUUAAUCUUGCGUCUACGGACAUUCUGGAGGCUCUCAAUCGUGUUUUGGAUGACAACAGAGAGCUGUACAUCGCCGAGACCCAAACCCUAGUGAAGGCUCAUCCCAACUUUAUGUUGUUUGCCACUCAGAAUCCUCCAGGACUCUAUGGCGGAAGAAAGACCCUGUCCCGUGCAUUCAAGAAUCGUUUUAUAGAGCUGCACUUUGGUGACAUACCACGAGGAGAGUUGGAGACCAUUUUGGAGAAGCGCUGCUUUAUUCCACCGACAUAUGCUCGCAAGAUGGUGCAUUGCAUGACCCAGUUGCAGCAACAUCGCCAGAAUACCUCCAAGCAGGUCUUCACCCUUCGUGAUCUUUUCCGCUGGGGCAACCGAUAUACCCAUGCGGAUAAGUCUCUGCAUGAGGACACUAAGUACGACUGGAAUCAGCAUCUCGUUGAGGAGGGCUAUUUGGUUCUGUCCUCAAAAGUGCGUUCGCAGGACGAACAUGAGCUUAUAGAGAAGACUCUUUUCGACAACUUCCGCAAGAAAGUGGAUCUCCAGCUACUGUUUGAUGUCCAAACCGAGAGGGAAAGCUCCUCCAUGGUGAGUAGAAAAAUCCUUGAUGCCAUAAGAAACUUUAAGCUGCGAGGAGACAUCGUUUGGACCCGGAAUAUGACACGCAUGGCUGUGGUUACCGCAAAGGCUCUGGAGUUCGAUGAACCUGUGUUACUCGUUGGUCCCACGGGUUGUGGAAAGACCACUGUGUGCCAGCUGCUCGCCAGCAUAGCGAAUGUCCAGUUGCGAAUCCUCAAUUGUCACAUGCACACCGAAGGAGCCGAUUUUCUGGGAGGAUUGCGACCUUGUCGUGGCAAGGAAUCUACUCAACUGUUCGAAUGGGCCGAUGGUCCCUUGAUAUACGCUAUGCAAGAGGGUUCCUAUUUUAUGGCCGAUGAGAUAUCCCUGGCUGAGGACUCGGUGUUGGAACGGCUAAACUGCAUCCUGGAAACAGAACGAACGGUGUUGCUGGCUGAGAAGGGCGGCGUCGCAGAGUUGGAUGCAAAUCCCGACUUUUUGGUGCAGGCCAAGCCGGGCUUCCAGUUCCUGGCCACCAUGAAUCCUGGCGGUGAUUUCGGUAAGAAAGAGCUAUCCCCUGCCCUAAGGAAUCGAUUCACAGAGGUCUGGUGCUUGCCCUCUGAUAACAAGGAGGACCUAAUUGAGAUUGCCUACAACUGCAUGAACCGCCAAAAGGAGCACGAAGGUCAGGUGAUCAACACCCACAAAGUGGCCGAGUACCUGGUGGAAAUAGUGCUCCACAUUCGCGAUACCAACGAGAAGUUCAAGUUCUCAGUGCGCGACAUCUUGGCCUGGGCCAAUUACAUGGUUAGCAAUGGAAAGCUGAGCUUUGCAGAGCAGGCUAUUUUUGGAUUGGAAACCAUCUUUCUGGAUGCACUGGAAAUGCUGCCCCAUGAGUCACAGGAGCAGGUGGAGCUGCUUAAAUCCAGUAUUGUCAAAGAGGCCAUCAAGCAGGCGGGUCUAAUCCUGGGUGAAAACUUUACAUUGGAGGAAGUGAGCCAGAAACGAGGAGUUGAAGUCCAGCUGGAUGAUAUCCGCUUUGGAAUUCGUCCAUUUUUCAUUGAUGUUAACCCGGAGCGCUUGACACCGGCUAAAGAAGAUUUCUUAUUCGAUGCUCCCACUACCAAGCAAAAUCUAUUCCGUGUGCUUUCAGCACUUUCCCUCCAAAAGCCAGUCCUCUUGGAGGGUCCACCUGGUGUGGGCAAGACAUCCAUUGUGGAGAGCAUUGCGGCUGCCAUUGGCUACCAAAUUGUGCGUAUAAAUCUUUGCGAACACACCGAUUUGGCUGAUCUGUUCGGAACCGAUCUGCCUGCUGAGGAUAACUUGCUAGAAUCAAAUGCAGCAUCUUCCGGCCGCCAAAUAGGCAGUUUUGUGUGGCGCGAUGGGCCACUUCUGGCCGCUCUGAAGGCAAAGAACACCUGGAUUCUGCUGGACGAACUGAAUCUGGCACCACAAUCUGUACUGGAAGGUCUCAACGCGGUGCUGGAUCAUCGUGGAGAAGUCUACAUUCCGGAGUUAAACAAAAGCUUCCAUUUGGCUGGCUCAACGCGUAUUUUUGCCUGCCAAAAUCCUUUAAAGCAAGGCGGCGGUCGUAAGGGAUUACCCCAGUCCUUCCUAAAUCGUUUUACCAAAGUUUAUCUGCGCAAGCUAUCCACCCAGGAUCUGCUCCAUGUGGUGGAUGUGAAGUACGGAAAGUACUUUGAUCAGUUAAGUGAAUAUUUCUUGAAAUUGUCGGACAACGAAGCUGGCGGUAAUCUUUUUGACAUAUAUUCGGGAAAGGGAGUUUCAGGAUCUUCGAGUCCUUUUGAUUUAUCUGCUCGUUUGGUGCGUUUUUCUGAGCAGCUCGAUCGUGGAGUGGCUUCCAUGGAGUUUGGAUACAAAGGAGGUCCCUACGAGUUUAACCUGCGUGAUAUUCUCCGCUGGUGCGAUCUGCUCCAUAACCCGCAAACUGGGUACAUCUUGGCAUCUUCACCGUCAUCCUUCCAGUCCGCUUUCAAGGAUUUCUUGCUCACUCUCUACGAGAGGAUGCAGUUGGUCUACUACCAAAGGAUGCGCUGCGACCAAGAUAAAUUGUACAUUCGAAAUGUAUUUUCCACCGUCUUCCAAUGCGAUGCCGAAGAGCUGAAUCAGGUUUCGGACGAUGUGGCUCUUUAUUGGACAGCAGAUAAGGUUUAUCUUAACGAUGUGGUGUUGGAACGGGAACAAGCCGAUGUCCUGGACUUGGUCUCCCGACAGGAGCAGUCACCUUUGCUGCUGGACAGCCAGAGGCAGCUGCUCAAGCAAAUCGUCGAGGCUGUGCACAUGGAGAAACCUAUACUGCUGUGCGGAUCCACAGAUAGUGGCAAAACCAAGUUGAUCGAUGCCCUCUGCGUGCUGUCCAAUCGGCUGUGCAAUACGGAUAUCAUUGAUGACUCCGUAACUGGUAGUUUCCAGCAGAUUGAUUUAAAUCGUCAUCUGGAAGUAAUUUACAAGAAGGUAGAGACGCUAGUCUUCGCCUGUGUUCAACGGGCAUUUGUCCAGCAGAUUCAGUCCGAGUUUGUGGAACACUUGUGGAACAACUGGAGCAGGUACAAUAGGCUGGCCAAGGUGACAGCAGAAUCCCAACAACACAGUGUGUUAGACGAACUGAAGUUGUUCAGCGAGCGCUUGGGAGCUUUAGGAAAACUCGUUGAGAUACUGGAGAGCACACCACAGAACUGCCAUGUUGAGGCAAUCCAGAAGUUGCCGGAAACCAAGUCUCAACUGCUGCUACUCCAAGCAUACUUAAAAACGGCAGAUUCCCUCAACACCGGAGGAUCUUUCGAAUGGGUGGACUCCCAAAUUGUGACCUCAUUAAAGUGCGGACAAUUCAUCUUGCUGGAGCACGUGAAUCUAUGUUCCUCGGCCGUUCUGGAUCGUCUGAAUCCUGUAUUUGAGCCAAAUGGCAGCUUACUAAUCGCUGAGAAGGGAAUAAGUGCUCAGGAUAGCGCUGAGGUGGUUUACAAAUCAAGGAAUUUCUGCGCUUUUCUAACCGUGGAUCCCAAGAAUGGAGAACUAUCGCGAGCCAUGCGCAACCGAUGUGUUGAGCUUUCCUUAUCCAGGGAUAACUACUCUGUAGAUGAUAUGCGUGCAUUUGUCCAUGAGCAAGGUGUGCACCAAACGGAGGCCAUAGAUUGCAUCCUGGGAAUUCAUAAGAGCAUAAGUCAGCUGACUGAAUUCAAUAACUACUCCAUCUCGCACCUUACGCAGUUUGCCUUCCUGAGCGCUGCCUAUAAGAGGAUUGGCUAUCAUCUAAAACGUGCCAUUUAUGUGGCCGCCAUGGAGGUUUAUGUAUACUCGGCUAACACGGAUUUGAUGGGCUAUGGAUUGUCGUACUACCAGAACAAACUGCGCGAAGUGGUGUUGGCACAGACAGAAGUGUUUGUUGAAGAUGCUACUGUCCAAGAGGAUUUACUCAGCGACGUUGUACUGAGUUCUGGAAACCUUAACUCCCUGACAUUGAUCAAACUGCAGGCCGUCGCGCUAAAAGUGUUACUGAAUGCAUCCUCAGGAGAAAAUAUUCCACAAAAGCAGUUAGCAACUCUAUUCCAGCAAAUGAAUAAUCUUAAACUGAAUCACUUAAAUCUCCAGCAGCUCAUUCGUCACAUCCUUUAUAUACUUUAUGAGUCAUCGGCCUUCGGCGAUUUGGAACUAAGACAUCUAUACCUACAACCUUGGCUGUCGGAACAUACUUCUAUCCAAGAGUUGUCUCGGAAUCUAUACACUUGCUUGCAGAAAAGGAGUUACAGUGUAAAAGGAACGUUGGUCAAUCUGCCCUGGAACCGAAAACUCUUUUCAAGACUCCGUGAUUACUCAACUGAUUAUGAAAGUUCUGAACUAAAGCCUCUAAAUUUGAGCGCUUUGCUUCUUGCACGCCUUGUGGUGAAUGACAUACCCUCUAAUUCAGUGACAACAGUACAAGAAAUGAAUGCACUGCAGUAUUCACAGGCCCUCUUCAAGCAAGAAGUGACUGAAAAGUACUUUAAUCAUUUCUUAGCGAAUCUCUCGAGUUUUCUCGAGGCUCUACAUAUUAGCUUGUUGGAGGAUUUGGAGGCAGCUGAUUUGGAUCUGCCGCAGUAUGCGCAAUUGGUCACACGUUUCCAUUGGUUCAAUCGAAUCUUGGCAACGGCCCAGCAGAAGCUGCUGUACAGCAAUGAGCUACAUGUCCCGCUGAUGCACAAGUUGGUGCUCCAUUUCCAGUGGCUGGAGAAGCACCUUCUGCGACCAUUAUUCGAACUGAAUGCCAAUAGUUCUUCUGAUAGAAAGCUAGCUAUUCAAGAAAGUGUUCUUAAAAUGAAAGGGUACAUCGAGGAGACUAGGCGCCCUCUGAACGUGUCUUGCAAGAUUUAUUCGAAGCAGUUCACACAGUUCCAGCCCUACUACCAGGAUCAACAGAUCCAACUCCACACUGAACUAGAGGAAUUGGAAAAAUUACUGUGUGUGGUACCGAGCUACGGCAACUUGGAGUUGUCUUCCUGGCUCAAAAGAUGGCAGCUUCUUCAAUCUGAUGAGGCCAACAAGUGGCGUUCCUUCCAGCGUAAGAACAUACAUGGUUUUCAACUCAAGCCCUUCGAAUUGAAUGGCGCCCUGUCGAGUGAGACACUGCUAUCCCGCCUGAGAAGCCUGCAAGGGAAGCUGAAGGAAGCCCAGGAAAACCAUACAGAAAAUGGAUUUGAUUUGGAAUUGGAUCUCAAUGGUAUCAAGACCCUUUUGGAAACCGAAACGGAAGACAGUCAAUCAUAUAUUAACCCAGAUGGUAUACCUACCAAUAACCCACAACUAUUACUCGCUGCUUUACGGGAAUUAUUCAUGGAGCGUCUGUUGACGGGAACUCUGCGUGAAGACUUCGAUGAGCAAGUGAAUCCUCUGUACACGGAUCAGUGGCUCACCUUGAACAGCAAUCUUUGGCACUGCCUGAAGACGCUCCAGAGUGCUUCGCAUUCCGAUGUCACAAGUGCUUGGAUUGAAAUUAAGAAGGAAUUAAAUGAGCUGCAGGACCAGAAGGAGUUUGCAACGCUGCUGGAAAACAUUGGUAGCAGCUACAAGGGAUUACGCACAUAUCAAAGACAGUAUCGUAACUCCAUUCAAUGCUACCAGUUGGAGAAUCUAUCCACCCGCCUAGAUUGCGUUCAAGGUCCUUCUGAGGAGGACGCCACGGAAAUAUCCAGUCGAUUCAGUUAUCAGGGUCCAGCCUUAUCAGGUGUCUUUUUAUCACUGAUAUGUCAGUCAAAUGGACAGCUGCGAUCGGUACCACUCAGCGAAUUGCAGGAAUGGCGAUCCUCCCUGCAGCAAACACGACAUCUGCUGUGGGAGAAUUCUCAGCUACUAAGUCCCAAAUACAGCAGAAGGGUUAAUAACCUUUCGCUGGCGCAGGAAAAUGCCAGUCAACUGCUACAAGAGCUGGAAUAUGUGAGGCAUUUAAGUCAGCAGGAACAGAAACCCAAUCCAGGCUUCGAAAACUGUACCCAAGAACUGGGAAUAUUGCUUGAAAAUCUGCAGAAAGACAAUAUCAAGAAUGACUCCAUGACAACAGCUUUUGAUGUUUCCCUAACUAAUGCACUUGUGGGAGCCAUAGAGCUAUGCCUGCUCACAAAUGCCCCGUUGAUUGAUCCCGUGGAAAAGAAUCGCCUAAAGAAUCAAUACAUAGUGGAGGAUAUUGAUUGCCUUAGCACAUUGACUACCGCCUAUGAUUUCAUGAAAAUUGUAAUGAAAUACCGGCACUUUGGCGAGGAGAUAUGCAGUCAACUGGAGGACAGAUUAAAGACUGCUCACCAGCGACAGCAGCAGCUUUCGCAGAAGUUGGCCUUGCGUCCGGAACAGUGUCUGUAUGCGGCUCUCGUACAGGAUCUCACCCACUUUCUGCACUCGAACGGCGACUGUGAGUCGCUCUACAGGCUGUUCCAGCUUAUUAGUUCUGAAUGGGGGAGCUUUAAAGGAUCCUCUGCGGCGACAAGUGCGCAGCUAAAGAGCAGCACUGAGGCGUUGGGUAAACUGGAGCUGUGGCUAGCCAAUGCCCAGAGAUUCGUUCAUCACACCCUCUCCAGGUACUCUUCAUACUACCAAGACUUUGUGGAGCCAAUCAAAUGCGCUGUUAACCAAAUGCGAUUUGGACUGGAGUCCCUCAAGGUGAUCUUUGCCAGAGUGCAGAAGGCAGGAAGCGUUUCGCAGGCGGAGCAGCUGCAGCAAAUAAUCGGGGAUAUUGUUGAAUUCCCAUCCCAGCAGCCAUUGGUUAUAAGGAAUAGCAGGCUCUAUGGGUUACUUGCCGAGCUGCCGCACAGCGAGUAUGAGUACUUCCGUUUGCUGAAAGCUAAGUUGAGUGAGCUAAGCAACUACAUCGCACUGGGCAGUGUAAUAGAUGAAACCACCUUUGCGGCCUACGACGAUGCGCUCAGCAUCUGCAACCAGACCUGGCAGCAGGAGGAGCAGCGUCGCUGUCAACUCAAGGCGGAGGCAGAGAGUCUCUAUGUGACCAAGACCAAGGGAGGAGUCGAUAGUGACGAGCUCAUCGAGAUGCAGGAAAUCGAGCAGAAUUUCCCAACGAACAUAGACGAAGACUUUGCCGAGUUCGUGUCGCAACCCACACUGGAGCAGGUACUGAAACUGGACAAGAAGGCCAGCGCCAAGACCAAGCAGGCUCAGAUAGUGGUUGAAGAGGAUUAUGCUUUCUUGGCGCGCAACUUCAUCGAUGUGAUGAGCCAGCAUACUCCGGUUUACUACAGAGAGCAGCCUAAGACUUCGAAGGAAUCGGAGCUCCAUCUGCUCGCACCUUACCGAGCACGCUUCCAGGUCUUCGCGCACUUACAUGGUCACUACAAGACAGCCUUGGGAUCGAAUCUGGAUGAAAGGGCUUGCAAUGGAUUGGCCUUUGGACUGGCUCUGCAGCAGAAACAGCUUAGGGACAUUGAAUUGGAGGAGGGAGCUGCCAGUUCCCCGUACGAUUUUUACAAGGAUUCAAAUAUUAGUGAAAUUCAAAGCUGCCUGGAUGUUAUGGUGCGGAUAGAGAAGCGUGUGCUGGAACAACUAGAACUGUAUCCUGAGCACGCUGGCCUGGCGGACAUCAAGCUGGUCAUCUCACGCAUUCGUCGACUGCCGGCCCAUGCCCCUGUGGUUCGAUUCAACACGGGAUUCCAGCUGCUGAGACAGAAGUUGGCCCUCUGGAAUGAAGUGGCUCACAAGAACAACAAUCUGGUAUCGGAGGAAAUCGAGGUGGCCGAGUUUGUUCAGCGCUGGACAAGAUUGGAGCUGCAGCACUGGCGCAAUUGCCUGGGACAAACAGCCGCCCAAGUGGAAUUACAGGCCUAUCGGUACUGGUUCUUCAUCUAUAACCUCCUGCAGCAGUUCCUGCAUCAAAAGCAAAUGGAUCAGUCCUAUACCGACAUCAAGUUUGCAGAGCAACGCUUUGCCCAGGAGCAAUUGCUGGAUGCCCAGGAUUUGGGACAAGCUCAGCGCUUGGAGUUGCCCCAAGUGGUGCGCAUCUUAAGACAGUUUGUGGAGGCCUCUUGUUACGGCGAUUUCCAUAUUCGACUGCAACUCCUUCACGGAUUCGAAUUGUAUCUGCACAAUGUGGAGAGAGCCGGAAAGGUUGAAGGAUUGCCUCCUCUGAUUGCAGCGCUGCAUAAUCUUCAGCUGUAUUUCUCGCAGUUCUCUGGGGAGAUUGCAGACUCUGCGAAAUCACGACGUUUGCCCAUCGAAAAGAAGUUGAAGGAGUUCGUGAAAAUCCAGAGCUACAGCAAGGACUUGAGCUACUUUAGCAUGCGCAACAGUGUGGCCAGCGUGCAUCGGAACCUGAACAAGUUCCUCAAGGAAUACCGACUAGCGCUGCAAGAAAAGAUCACCGAGGUAUUUCAGCCCAAGGACUCCACUGCCAAGGACUACACCUUUGGCACUGACAAGGGCAAGGGUUUGAGGAACUACAACAAAAUCAAGUAUCUUAAUACGGAGCGCCAGCAGUUCGUGGCCAGUGAGAAGCUGCUGGAGAAGUUUGCCAUCCCGGCGGAGUUUGUGUCGGAGAAUGCACUGCUCCAACGCCUGGAGAAACACUUCCGAACUGCGCGUCAUGUGGUCAAGAAAACCUUGGGUCAGGUUCCAUACGGCGAGCUAAUCACGGACAUGGAUGACUUGCUGGCCAGCCAGCUGGAGCGGUGUGAGCACCUGCGUUCCCUGAAUGUUGAUCGGUCGAAGGAGAGACCUCAACAGAAGCAGGAGGCUAAGCAGAUCCUGCAGCAAAAGCGCAAAGCUCUCACGGAUCUCUUCAAGAUGCUCCAUCGACUGGGUGCCAGCUAUAAGAGUGGACUUUUGGAGCUCUCUCUGCGCAACGAGUUCGAGGACUUCCAGCUGCCUCCUUACUCCAUUCGCUCAAUGCUGCCUCGACUCCAUCCCAGUGCCCAGCAGUUGGAUGAGCACCUGGACUUGUACUACAUGAAGAGUGUGUUCAAGUUGAAGCUUCUGCAAAACAUUAUGUUGACUCCCCUUUCGGAGCUGGGCCCUCCCAACAUUGAACGCAUCAAGGGCUUUGCUGUGGACCUGUUCCUUUUGGUGCAGCAGCAGCGGGAACAGCUUUCUGGAUCCACCAAAGAGCUGCAUGAGCUGAGGAAUUCGCUUGACAGCUUGCGUAAACUGGCCGAGAUUGUUCCGGAGGCCGAGAAUAAUCCGGCUACCCUAAGCUUCGUGAGGAGUGCAGAUAUAGCAACGGAAAUAAAACGUAAUCUUUGCCAGAUUCACUACGUUCUGAAACAGUGGAAGCUGCUUCUAAGUUGUGCUCCGAGAACAUUUAACGAAAACUCUGGCAACAGUUUACUGGUUAGGACCGUUCCCUUGCCCCAAAUCGAACUGCAGGAUUUAAGUAGACAGAUCCUGAGCAGCAGCCAAAAAUUGCUAAACGAACUGAACUCCGCCAAUCUGGAGUUCCUAUCUAGCGAGAAGUGUGACUAUUACCAGAAGAGCUAUCAGCAAAUUCUUCAGAUUAUAGAGAAGACCUUGGCGAUUCUUCGAGUGGGUCAAAAUGAUCAUUUGCCUUUGGCGCAACCACUCGUUGAGCUCCUGACUAGCCUGAGAAAGGAAGAGACCACAGAGAUUACCUCAGAGUCCAUAGAUCUGGCCAAUGCGGACACAGAGUUGGCCAACAUUGCGCACAGUGUGCUUAUCUCGCUGCAGAAGAUUUACAAACACCACGCAAAGCCCGAAGAAAGACCAGAAAAUGGCGAGACAAGGGAGCAGGAUCAGGAGUCGAAGGAGGCGCUGCAAGAGCAGCAUCUGAAGAAGUGCCUCACUGGGGAACUGUCCUCGGACUGGCAACAGCUAAGCCUGCCCCGUGUGCUCGGUAAGCUCUCCAAUGUACUCUUGGUACUAAAGCACUCCAAUGCCGAAAAUCAGGAUAAGCUACUAUGCGUAAGACGAGCGAUAGGUCUGCUGCCGAUUUUGGAACAGUACCAACUACUGGCGGACUAUUUGCUGCUCCAGCAGCUGGCCACCCACAAAGUUUCUGCCAAGAUGAUGUCCAUAGUGCUGACCGUAUUCGUGGAGAUCGGCAGCAAGGGCUUCUGUGUGCCUCCGGAUCUAAUGCAAGAUGAGGAGGGACAGUCUAAGCAGGACUCUAAGAACGGAGAGGGCUUCGGUCUAGAGGAUGGCACUGGGGAGAACGACGCCUCUGACAAAAUCGAGUCCGAGGACCAACUGGACGAUGCAAAGCGGCCGGAGGAUCGUAAGGACGAGGGCGACAAGCAAGAGCCAGAUUGCAAGGAGGAGAAAGGCAUUGAGAUGAGCGACGACUUUGAUGCCAAGAUGCAGGAUGUGGAGAAGCCCGAGGAGGAUGACAGCGGGGAGUCUGAAGAUGAGGAGGAUCUGAACAAGGAAAUGGGCGAAACGGAGGAGGGAGCUGAGAAGCUAGACGACCAAAUUUGGGGUGAUGACGAGGAGGAAAAGCCCGAGGAGGAAAAGGAACCUGAGAUGAACGAGGAGGAUCAGGGCAAGGGCAGCAAGGACGAGAAAGAUGCGCACAACGACUUGGACACAAAGAACGAUGCGGCCAAGGAGGAUGGUAAGGAUGAGCACGAAAAGGACGGCUUGGAUGCCACCAAUGAGCCCAGCGGCGAGGACAAACGCAAGGAACAGGCUAAGGACAUUGACGACAUGAAAGAUCCCGAAAUGGAUGAGGAGCAGACUAAUGCAAUGCACAACGAGCUGGAGGAGCCGCCAGAGCCCGAGGAAAUGGACCUGGGCGAUAUGAAUAACGUGGAUGAGGGUCACGACGAUCAGGAGGAGCAGCCCACAGACGAGAAUCCCUUUGACAUUGAUGCUAUGAAGGAGAACAUGCAGCCGGCUGAGGAACCCGAAGCAGACGCUGAGGAGGAGCCUGCUGCAGAGGAGGAGAGCGGUCCUCAAAGCGACGGCAGCGACUCCGAAGAAGAUGAGGCGGGUACAGAAGCGAAGGCAGGUCCAGAAGACCAGGCCGACGGUGAAGAUGCUUCUCCCGAAGAUGAAAAAGAAGAGCCGGAAACACAGACACGCGGUGAACUCGAGGACGAGGAUGAACAAAAGCCGGAGGAUACCCCUGAGGACUCCAAAGAGGAGGAGGAGAAACGCGAGGAGAAGCCGGAGCAGCACUCAGAGUCUAAGGACAAGGCUAGCAAGGAGGAAAAUGUCCAGUCUAUGCCGGAGACGGACCAGAGUAGCUCAGCGGACCAGGUGCAGCAACCGCAGGAUCCGGAUAUUAAGCAAGACCAGAAGCUCGAUGAGCAGGAGACGGGCGAGGAGAAGGAUGGGGUUGGCCAGGCCGAGAACGAUACCAACGAUGGCGGCCAUCAAGGCAUUGCGGAAACUCAGGAAACGGUGUCCCAGGAGGAUCGCAAAAACGAGAGGCAAACGCAGGAGAAGCGCAAGCAGGGACAAACCAACGAAGAGCGAUCCCUAGGUGAAGCCGAGCAGAACAAGUUGAAGCAACUCAAGACAAUCGACCAACUGAAGGAAUCAAAGGAAUCGGAUGAAGCGGACCAGGAGAAACCGGAACCCACAGAGGAGGCGGAGGCUGAGGAGUACCAGCAUGUGAAGGAGCCGAAAAACAGCGACAAAACCACACUGGACAAUGCCACCGAGGAACAGUCGAAGAAGAUCCAGCACCAGGAGGAAGAGCCGCCAAAGGAAGAUGAAACAGAGACCGAGAACGUGGAUGAGUUGAUGGAAACAGACGAGCCAGCCGCCGAUCCUGAGGAUGAUACUGAACUCGAGCAGCUGGGUGCCGAAAAGACGGAGCAAAAGUCGGACAAGCCCUCCAAAACCGAGAAGUCUAAGGAGCGCUUGGAAAACCCUGAGAGUAUGGAGAUUGAAGGCGAGGUGGUGCCCACCAUGACGGUUCCUCGCAGUUCGGAGACUACGGCGCACAGCAACGUCGAAAUCCUUCUGGACAAGAGCUCGCAUGCGGAGGAGCUAAGCUCAGCGGAACAGAUUGAACUCAGGCAACAGUAUCAACAGCAGUUGACCACAUUCCGAGGAGCACAGCCGCAGCACGAGGAUUACGAGAGCUGGCAAAGCAUUUCCAAUCGAAUGACCCAGAAUGCCCGCGAGCUCUGCGAACAGUUGCGCCUAAUCCUGGAGCCCACCAAGUGUACACGGUUAAAGGGCGACUAUCGCACUGGACGGCGCAUUAACAUGAAGAAAAUUAUCCCCUACAUUGCAUCGCAGUUCCGCAAGGACAAGAUCUGGCUGCGACGCACAAAGCCAGCGCAGCGGGACUACAAGAUCACCAUCGCCAUAGACGACUCCAAGUCGAUGCACCACAACAACUCCAAGACGCUGACUCUGGAGGCCAUCUCCCUGGUGUCGCAGGCGCUGACGCUGCUGGAGAGCGGACGCCUGAGCAUUGUAUCCUUCGGAGAGGCGCCACAGAUCGUUUUGAAUCACACGGAGCAGUUCGACGGGCCGCGCUUAGUAAAUGCCCUGAAUUUCGCACAAGACAAGACCAAAAUAGCCGGCCUUUUGGACUUUAUACGCACUGCCAAUGCGGAGGAGAGCGGCUUGGGCGGCGACAAUGGUCUGUUCGAGAACCUUUUGCUCAUCCUCAGCGAUGGACGCAAUAUAUUCAGCGAGGGUGCGCAGAAGGUCAGGAACGCCAUCAAGCUGGCGCGGCUGCAACGCAUCUUCUUGGUUUACAUUAUCAUCGACAACCCGGACAAUAAGAACUCAAUUAUGGACGUACAGCAUGUGGCGGUGAACGCCGAUGGAUCUGUGAACAUUAGUUCCUACCUGGACAGUUUCCCAUUCCCCUACUAUGUGAUAGUUCGGGACCUCAACCAACUGCCGCUGGUGCUCAGCGAAGCUAUGAGGCAAUGGUUCGAGCUGGUCAACAGCGAGUAACUCCCUUUUCAACAACCGACGCUAUUAAAAAUAUAGUCAGAAACAAAUGACUUAUCGUGAAGAUAAUAUAUAACUAUUUUUCUUUUUAGAAUUAAUACUAAAGCCUUUAUAUAUGGCCUAGUUAUAAAUACUACAUGUAAAUAAUAAAUUGUACAAAUUGAA